Molecule: messenger RNA, 4977 nt
Organism: Penaeus chinensis
Lineage: Eukaryota; Metazoa; Arthropoda; Malacostraca; Decapoda; Penaeidae
Gene: Nox
Product: NADPH oxidase 5-like
Biological process (GO): superoxide anion generation; defense response
Cellular component (GO): plasma membrane; NADPH oxidase complex
Molecular function (GO): calcium ion binding; superoxide-generating NAD(P)H oxidase activity
Source: RefSeq, a predicted model, not a curated record
UUCUCAUUUAUCAUCAUCAUUUCCUUUCCUUCGUAUUCACCAACUUCCUCUUCCUUUCCCCACAGAGAGGCGGGGGCACGCGAGUGGGCGGAGCUUCUGGAAGUCCUUGCCUACGUGGUGUGUGGCGAAGACGGGGAAGUCACUGAGGACCUCUUCACGACCAUCCUCACGUCUAGGGGGGUGUUGGAGAAACUCUUUCGUCUCAUAAAUAAAGAUGGAGAUGGACUUGUAAGUCGGCAAGAAAUCAUGGACUUUAUCGCCAACCUCACCUAUGCUCGUCCGCGGACGGGCUUCACGCGCGAGAACCUGGAAUGGCUGGAGCAGCUCUUCCGCCAGGCUUUGGGGCACAAGCAGGAACUCUCCUUCGAUGACUUCAAGAAGAUCGUCCAUUCUCGGAACUCGUUCUUCGCCGAGCGGGUCUUCCAGAUCUUCGACAGGGACAACAGCGGCACCGUCUCCCUCUCAGAAUUCCUCGACGCCAUGCACCAGUUCGCCGGGAAAUCGCCCAACGACAAGAUCAAGUUCCUCUUCAAAGUGUAUGAUUUGGACGGGGACGGGCUCAUCCAGCAAAGCGAGCUGCAGAAGGUCAUGAAGGCGUGCAUGGAGGAAAACGGCAUGAAGUUCAGCGACGACCAGAUCGAGGACCUGACCCUGGCGCUGUUCGAGGACGCCGACACGCAGAGGACGGGCGCCAUCACCUACGAGUCCCUGAAGGCACAGCUGGAGAAACACGAUGGCCUGCUGGAGAACCUGUCGAUCAGCAUCGACCGCUGGCUCGUUCCUCCCAACAUCCGGACGGAGAAGGAAUCGAUCUGGAAACGAGUGGCCAAGCUAAGGCCCUAUCAGCUGACGUUGCCUUACCUUAAGAACAACUACGUCUACCUGAUUUUCCUCCUGGUGUACAUAUCCAUCAACUUGGGUCUGUUCAUCUCCCGCGCCAUCGAAUACAGAAAGCAAAAUUGGUAUACGAUCUUCGCCAGAGCCUGUGGUCAGUGUCUGAACUUCAACUGCAUGUUCGUCCUAGUACUGAUGCUGCGACAGUGCAUCACGUAUCUCAGAUCACUAGGAGCUUCGGCCUUUCUGCCUCUGGACCAGCAUCUCUAUUUGCAUAAACUGUGCGGCUGGCUCAUCUUCAUCUUCUCCCUGAUACACACGCUGAUGCAUCUACUCAACUUUUCGCUGGUGAUCGCGCCGGCCUCCGAGUACACUUUGGCAGAGUGGUUGUUCACGAUGGAGCCCGAGAAGUUUGGGCUUCUGGAGGGCAUAGCCAACCCCACCGGCAUCGCCCUCAUGAUUAUCCUGACGCUGAUGGUUAUCUGCUCGCUGCCCUUCGUCCGCAAGUCCGGGUAUUUUGAGGUGUUCUACUGGACUCACCUGCUGUACGUGGCCUUCUGGAUCCUCACCAUCCUCCACGGACCCAACUUCUGGAAAUGGUUCGUCGCGCCGGGAAUUAUCUUCGUCAUCGAGAGAGUCCACCGCACGUUCAGGCUGCGCACAGGCCACGGCAAGACGUAUAUCAGCUCUGGUGUUCUGCUGCCGUCCAAGGUGAUCCACUUGGUAAUCAAGCGACCCGGAGGUUUCCAAUUCCAUCCCGGAGACUACGUGUUUGUCAACAUCCCGGCCAUCGCCAAGUACGAGUGGCAUCCGUUCACCAUUUCUUCGGCGCCGGAACAGGGAGACGCCGUUUGGCUACACAUCCGCGCCGUUGGAGAAUGGACCAACAGGCUCUACGGCUACUUCGAGCGCGAGCAGUUGAGGUGCGAGAGACAGAGGUGCGAGAUACAGGGGCAAACGUCCUCUGUGUCAGUGUUCAUGGCUGAUGGCGAGAAUGUGGAGGUGAGGAUGCAUCCGAGCAGCGAACUGCACUCACACGAUAAUUCCAAUAAGCUUGCAAUUACGAACGAAGUUGCUUCUACAGAAGGCGCGUCCUGCAGCACCGAGCAGACGGUCGAGAACGGCCACACUAACGAGGCCUUUGAACAUGACACCAACGGGAACGCGGUGGACCAAGAGGCAGCGGCGGCUCCCCCGAAGAACUACAAGCUCCUGGCGAACCACAAGAACCAGUCGGCGCCCAGCCUGGUUCACAACAACGUCAACGGGAAGAAAGUGCUCAUGAAGUCGCGAUCGGUUCCUGAUUUCGACAGGAAGGUCGAGAGGAGGAAAAAGAACCACAUACUGCUGAACAAUUUCCGUCCAAAGUCCGACCAGAAGUUCAACCAGAGCACCUUGAAUAAAGCUCUACAGGCGACCCUAGAUGGCGACAUCCUAGUGCCAUCGAGAAGAGAGCUUGCAAAGAGCUUUAGGUACAUGAGACGGAAGCCGAAAAUCAUCACGCUCGACCUCCCUUCGGAAUCCGAGGGCGAGGAGGAGGAGGAGGCAGCGGCGGACACUGUAGGGAAGGAGACCGUGCUUGCAGCCGAGGAGGGCAGAAAGAGCUACGCCGUGAGCCAAGAGGAACAGCGCCAGAGGAGGAAAUCGAGGCAAGAGGAAAGGCGGGUGAGGAAGAAGAGCAGGAUGGAGGAGGUCAUCGCCGAGGGAGGCUGCGCCGUCGGGAAGCCCCUGGUGAUUUACGUCGACGGUCCCUUUGGCGCGCCUUCCAGCCACAUCUUCCGAGCUCAACAUGCAGUGCUGAUUGGUACAGGCAUUGGAGUCACGCCCUUUGCCUCUAUCCUGCAGUCGAUCAUGCACAAGUACUGGAAGGCUCGUCACAUAUGCCCUAAUUGCAGUUAUUCAUGGACUAACGAUGUGCCUGAUAGUGUUAUGAAUCUUCGAAAGGUGGACUUCUUCUGGAUCAACCGAGACCAGCGUUCAUUCGAGUGGUUCGUGAACCUGUUGUCUCAGUUGGAGAUCGAACAGGCGGAACACGGCGGCGUGAUGGAGAGGUUCCUGGAUAUGCACAUGUACAUCACUUCAGCCCUUCAGAAAACCGACAUGAAGGCCGUGGGACUUCAGUUGGCUCUGGAUUUACUGCACGAGAAGGAAAAGCGAGAUCUCAUCACAGGAUUGAAAACACGUACAAAUGCUGGAAGACCAAAUUGGGAUAAAGUCUUCAAACAGCUGCAAAACCAACAGAAGGGAAAAAUCACCGUGUUUUACUGUGGCCCGCCUGCCCUUGCCCGCACUCUUCGCUAUAAGUGUGAUGAAUAUGGAUUCGAUUUCCGCAAAGAGAUUUUCUAAGUGAAAAUAUACUCGCAAGAUGGAGGAUCUUCUGUGGAAACAUAACUUAUAAGAGGAUCUAAGAGAGCCAAAAACAAAGGAAAAAGGAUCUGUGCAAGUUAUCUAGAGAAGAAGUAUUAAGGAGAGUGAUAUUCCCGAAGAGAAAUUUUACUCUAUCUGUGAAAAUGUCCAGAAGCAGAACUAUAAAAAAAGAAAAAUUAUUUGAAGAUAUGGAAAACGUUUUUUUUUUUUCUGUUUUCAUUUCUUUUGAUUCUUUUUUUUUAUAGAUUUUAGGUACGUUUUUAAUUUAUAUUUUAUAGUAACAAGUUUCUUUGCAGUGUAUCUGGUAGGAAUGUUACGUAAACAUUCAAUUUCUCCCGCCAAUACUUGACAGUAAGAUGAUAUCACAGUUAUACAACAAAUUCUAACUAAAAGACGUCCUUUGGCUUAUAUUGGCGAUUUGAUAACCAAAAAUGAAAGUUGAAAUUACCUGAAAAUAUAUUAGGACAAACCGUGUUAAUGAUCUUAUGUGUAUAUUUUGUCAGUUUGUUUGUCUGCUUCAGAUGCAUUUAAUGUCAGUUUUAUAAAUAUCUCAAUUCUCACUCUAAUUUACCUACUUGUGACCUUCCUAUAGUAGAAUGACUUGUUCGUUUUUUUUUCUGCAUUGUAACAUACAUUUACAUAAUACGUAGUGUAAUGUUUCGCUUGUGACACAGCCGGGUCUCGUAGGUUAUAUACUCGAGUUUAUUCUCACACUGUAAAUUCCACGUGUCUUUUUCCACAGACUUUGCUUGACUGUGAUUCCUUAAUGAUGUAGUUUUGAUGCCACUUUGAUCUGAUUCUGCUGCUAAAUUUUAUAUCAAUCCAGAUAGUUCCAUGACCCAUUAUAUUUAAAAUUCUUAGCAAAUUUUGAUUAUCGACUGUGGCGGCUCCUCUGUGUGUGUGUGUGUGUGUGUGUGUGUGUGUGUGUGUGUGUGUGUGUGUGUGUGUGUGUGUGUGUGUGUGUGUGUGUGUGUGUUCAUAAGCUUGUGUUUUUUUGUGGAAGCUCUUUUUAAAAAAUCUCGAACUGACCAACGAUUAGCCUUAAAAAAUACCAACAGAGCUAUUUUCUGAAGUAACAGUUUUUCCCAUUUUGCUGUGUUCUUAUCUGAAGAUCUUAUACGUUUUUGUAUUUGUAUUUAUGAUUAAGAAACCGAUUUUAUAAAAAUCUUGUAAAUCGUUGGAGACUGAUUUUGCGAAAUAGUUAGCGCUGGUUUGUGAUUAAUGAAGAAGAUAUUGGUGUAAAUAUAUUUUUCAUGUUUAUAAAUAUCUGAAGUGUGAAACACUAUUGUAAUGAUCUUAAAUACACAUUUUACUCUAAUUAAGUGAUAUUAUGUAGAAUAAUUAUGAAUAUCUGUCUUUCAAAAGUGUAGUUUUAGUAAGAUAAGGACAUUAUCAUUAGCAGAAUAUUAAGGUGCAUGUAUGUAUAAAUUUUGAUAUUUUUUAUACGUUUCCUUACAUGAAAUAAGAAGCCAGUGAAAUAGAUUUUUAUAUAUUAUAUUUUUCUCAACUAUAAUUAACGCUGAAAUAGAUAAGCAAUAUAUGUAUGUAUAUGUAUAUGUAUGUAUGUGUGUGUGUGUAUAUAUAUAUAUAUAUAUAUAUAUGAUACUCAAUGUUUUUGAAGACUAGGGCGUGUGCCAAAUAACAUAAGAUUUGUCUUAUGUUACAUAUGCAAAACAAAGCUAUUUGCUUACGGUGAAACAUAUUUGUCAAUGCUUGCUUCAUAACCAUUUAAAAAAGAAACAAGGUAUGUAAUACCGUGAUGGUAAAAAAACACAA